This is a messenger RNA of Stylophora pistillata, 2454 nucleotides long. RefSeq names its product heat shock protein 70 B2. Lineage: Eukaryota; Metazoa; Cnidaria; Anthozoa; Scleractinia; Pocilloporidae. The record is from RefSeq and is a predicted model, not a curated record. Gene Ontology annotation, molecular function: ATP binding; ATP-dependent protein folding chaperone.
AUAAGAGAUCGUUUGGUGACGAGGUUUACAUUUUGUCGAAAUUGAAAAAAGCUCGGCAAUAACGAAGAGUAGAAGAAAAUCCUCAAAAGCUACAGAAGAUGUCAGACGAAUUGGCUCUCGCGAUUGGUAUCGACCUUGGAACAACUUAUUCCUGUGUUGGAGUCUUUCAACAUGGUAAAGUUGAGAUCAUCGCGAACGACCAAGGAAAUCGAACGACCCCUAGCUAUGUCGCCUUCAGUGAAGAGGAGCGCUUGAUAGGCGAUGCAGCCAAGAAUCAGGCAACUCUCAACCCAAACAAUACAAUCUUUGAUGCCAAGAGACUUAUUGGUAGGAAAUUCAACGACCCCCUGGUUCAAUCCGACAGAAAAAAUUGGCCUUUCGAAGUAGUCAACGAGGGUGGGAAACCAAAAGUGCGCGUGCAGUACAAAGGCUCGGGGAAAAAUUUUACACCAGAGGAGAUCAGUGCCAUGGUCCUGACCAAGAUGAAAGAGGUAGCCGAAGCUUACCUGGGACAGACUAUUAAGGAUGCUGUUGUCACAGUACCAGCUUACUUCAACGAUUCACAGCGACAGGCCACCAAAGAUGCUGGAACUAUAGCCGGGCUGAAUGUCAUAAGAAUCAUUAAUGAGCCCACCGCCGCCGCCCUCGCGUACGGUUUGGAGAAAAACCUCAUCGGUGAAAAGAACGUGUUGAUUUUCGACCUUGGAGGAGGUACCUUUGACGUCUCUGUGCUAACCAUCGACGAAGGGUCAUUCUUCCAGGUCCUCUCCACAGCUGGCAACACCCAUCUUGGGGGAGAAGAUUUCGACAAUCGCAUGGUGGACUAUUUUGUGUCAGAUUUCAAGCAGAAACACAAAAAAGAUCUCAAAACCAACCCAAAAUCCUUGCGUCGCCUGAAGACCGCCUGCGAAAGAGCCAAGAAAACUCUUUCGUCAAACAGCCAGGCUAAUGUAGAGAUCGAUUCACUGUUUGAGGGAAUUGAUUUUUAUUCCAGGAUAACCCGCGCCAAAUUUGAAGAGCUCUGUAUGGAUCUGUUCCGUUCAUGCCUCGGCCCAGUGGAAACUGCCCUUGCCGAUGCAAAGCUUGACAAACGUAAAAUCCAUGACGUGGUUCUCGUUGGAGGAUCUACAAGAAUCCCAAAGGUACAAAGUCUAUUGGAAGAAUUUUUCGAAGGAAAACAGCUGAACAAAUCAAUCAACCCCGACGAGGCCGUGGCGUAUGGUGCCGCUAUCCAGGCAGCGGUCUUGUCCGGAGACAGACCUUCCGAACUCAGGGAUAUCCUGCUACUCGACGUUGCUCCCUUGAGUCUCGGGAUUGAAACUGCCGGUGGGGUAAUGUCCACUAUAAUUGAACGCAAUACAAAGAUCCCAGCGCAAGUUUCUAGGUCGGAGUUCUCAACUUACUCAGACAAUCAGCCAGCUGUUACCAUCCAGGUGUUUGAAGGGGAACGUGCCUUCACAAGAGACAACAAUCAACUGGGACGAUUUGAUCUGAAUGGAAUCCCUCCUGCGCCAAGAGGUGUGCCCAGGAUCGAGAUCUCCUUUGAUGUUGACGCCAACGGGAUCUUAACUGUGUCCGCCAAGGAUCAGAGCACUGGUAAGAGCAACAACAUCACUAUCACCAACGACAAGGGAAGGCUGUCCAAAACGGACAUCGACCGCAUGGUGAAGGAAGCGGAGAUGUUCAAGGAAGAAGACGAGAAGCAACGCGACAAGGUGAAUGCAAGAAACAACCUGGAGAGCUAUGCACACCAAGUCAAACAAGCCGUAGAAGAUCCGAAAAAUGAUCCCAAGCUUGAUCCUGAAGAUAAGAAGAUAGCGAAGAACAAGGCCCAAGAAGUGAUUGCUUGGUUGGAACGCAAUCAAGAAGCUGAAAAAGGGGAGUAUGAAGAAAAGCAAAGAGAUCUACAGCAAGUGUGUUCACCAAUCAUGUCCAAGGUAAAAGAACAGGAGACCCCGGAACAAGGGCGGGGAAACAGCUGUGGCAAUGGACCUUCGAGUGCAAUGCCUGCCCCUAACAAAUAUAAUUCUAAAAUCGAAGAAAUUGAUUGACUGAACGCUCCUAAGGAGUGUUAUUAUUUGGCAUAGUCUAGUUGGCAUAGACUUUAAAAAUAUUUUAAAUUAGUUUUUGAUAGUUAGUUUUAGAUCAAAUCACGAACUAUAGUGGGAGAUUGGAUAACAAACAUUAUGAAUAACUAAGGUUUGGAAAAUUUCUUUUUGUAGUACAAGAAACGAUUUUGUAUUUAAUUUAGGUUUCUCGAAUCUAGUUUCGCCUAUCGGGCAUGUUAUUCGUGUCACGCAUAGCGACUCGUUGCAUAUGUUUUCAGUUUCCAUUAAAGGUAGUUUGACACCAAACUUCUUUCGUGAUCUGUGAGAUAUAUUGAAAGAGGUGCCAAGAAUGUUAGUAGUGGGAAAGAUCUUCGAUGAUGUAAAAUAAAACCAAUCAACACAUGAA